Molecule: messenger RNA, 524 nt
Organism: Stegodyphus dumicola
Lineage: Eukaryota; Metazoa; Arthropoda; Arachnida; Araneae; Eresidae
Product: intraflagellar transport protein 27 homolog
Molecular function (GO): GTP binding; GTPase activity
Source: RefSeq, a predicted model, not a curated record
GCCAAGGCUAGUUGGCCUUGGUGUUGCUUAGCAACGAUGUGUAAUCGUUUUGCUAUAGACUUAGCAUAUAUGCGGAAAUAAAUAAAGAUAAAAGAAAUUUAUUGUUUCUAAACAUGACACCUAAUAUAAUAAGGGCAAAAUGUAUAAUAGUUGGAGAUGCAGCAGUUGGCAAAUCAGCAAUCAUCCAUGCAUUUCUUCAUGACAGUGAGAAAUUUCAGAAAAAUUACAUAAUGACUUGUGCAUUAGAAAUAAAAUCAAAGAUGAUAAGUGUUCCAGAUACUAAUGACGCUGUUGAACUGCUGCUGUUUGAUUCAUCUGGGAAAGACACAUAUUUAGAUUUUCAAAUUAAAAUGUGGCAUCAUCCUUCUGUUGUUUGCGUUGUCUUUGACUUAACUGAUGAAAAUUCAUUUAACAACUGCUCCAAGUGGUUGGAUGCUGUUAGAAAUACUGGUCGUUAUCUAACAAUCCCUGGUAAGAAUUAUGUUUUAUUGCUGUAUUCUCUUAGUUUAGAUUUGACUGACUGA